Racocetra persica is the source of this 971-nucleotide messenger RNA. NCBI's taxonomy places the organism in Eukaryota, Fungi, Glomeromycota, Glomeromycetes, Diversisporales, Gigasporaceae. The record is from the annotation of a GenBank genome assembly.
GAACAAAUUGGGUCAUCAUAUGCAACCUUUUCGUCACUCAUUAAACAAUCCUCUUUUGGUGCUUUGACCGACGGGCAGACCUUCUGGUAUAAUAUAAAUAAUAAUCCUUCUUACUAUAAUGAGGUAAAAUCCUAUCCAUCAUGCAUAUAUUCCAACUUAUGUGUAUUGAUAACUGCCAAUUUAUCAUACUGGCAUGAAAAUGCACAAAGUAACCCUGAUAUUUCUGCCACAAUUCCUAAAGAUCUAUAUACUCAGAUGAAACGGGUUUCUGCAUGGUCAAUUGAUUUUCUACCUGAAUGGUUUGGAUAUAUCCUCCCUUUUCAUUUAUUACUCCCAUAUAUCAACUCUAUAAUAUUACUCUCCACGGCUUUUAUACGAGGAUUUUCUACCAUACGCAUAUCACCACAGGAUUCUAGUGUACAAGCCGUAACUGGAUCUGGAAAAUCUGUUAUGUUACCAAUAGCGGCAUUAACACGUGAACCUAACUUAGACACAAUCUUUAUAAAUAAAAACAAUGAGAGAGAUUCACCACUAUUAUCUGAUAAUACUUUAGAUAACCCAAUAUUUGUUCACAAAAUAACGAGGAGUACUUCUCAGUCAUCAAUAGAUAAAUGGACCCAAGAUGGACAUCGCCAUAUUUUUAUAAUGACAUAUGCACAUGAACAACAAUGGGAAACUUUAAUUCUAUAUCAAGAGAUGAAAAAAAAUAAAGUUUACGAAUAUUCUAAAAUUAUCAUGAUGACAGCUACACCCGUCUUGUGGGAUUGGGUUACAUCACAUUGGACAGCAGAUGCCCAAGACCCAGUUGACAAUUAUGUAUGGGGUAAAGAAACAUUACCUAAAUAUUUCCAACCACAUGAAUCUUUCAUAAGAGUUGUCGCUAUGCAAGAAGUUGUUUUUCAAUUGUCGGAAUUAUCUAUCCUGACUCAUGUUAUAUCCCGUGCAACACAAGAUCAAAAACCAGAUCAUUU